Molecule: messenger RNA, 669 nt
Organism: Saccharomyces cerevisiae S288C
Lineage: Eukaryota; Fungi; Ascomycota; Saccharomycetes; Saccharomycetales; Saccharomycetaceae
Gene: SNO3
Product: putative pyridoxal 5'-phosphate synthase
Exons: 1
Coding region: 1-669 (222 amino acids)
Biological process (GO): vitamin B6 biosynthetic process; pyridoxine metabolic process; pyridoxal 5'-phosphate biosynthetic process
Molecular function (GO): pyridoxal 5'-phosphate synthase (glutamine hydrolysing) activity; glutaminase activity
Source: RefSeq, marked reviewed
AUGACCGUCGUUAUCGGAGUCUUGGCAUUACAGGGUGCGUUCAUUGAACAUGUGCGACACGUAGAAAAAUGCAUCGUCGAAAACAGGGAUUUCUAUGAAAAAAAACUAUCUGUGAUGACAGUGAAGGAUAAAAAUCAACUAGCUCAAUGUGAUGCAUUGAUCAUACCUGGGGGAGAGUCGACUGCAAUGUCCCUUAUUGCAGAAAGAACAGGAUUUUACGACGAUCUCUACGCAUUCGUACACAACCCAAGCAAGGUAACCUGGGGUACUUGUGCAGGUUUGAUUUAUAUUUCACAACAAUUAUCUAACGAAGCAAAACUGGUCAAGACGCUGAAUUUACUAAAGGUUAAAGUAAAAAGAAAUGCAUUUGGGAGACAAGCUCAGUCUUCUACCCGGAUUUGCGACUUUUCAAACUUUAUUCCUCACUGCAAUGAUUUUCCUGCUACUUUUAUAAGAGCCCCAGUAAUAGAAGAGGUGCUGGAUCCUGAACAUGUGCAGGUCCUGUACAAAUUAGAUGGGAAGGAUAAUGGUGGUCAAGAACUAAUUGUUGCCGCUAAGCAAAAAAACAAUAUUCUUGCGACAUCAUUUCAUCCGGAAUUGGCAGAAAACGAUAUACGGUUUCACGACUGGUUCAUCAGAGAAUUUGUUCUUAAAAACUACAGUAAAUAA